Molecule: messenger RNA, 228 nt
Organism: Spirometra erinaceieuropaei
Lineage: Eukaryota; Metazoa; Platyhelminthes; Cestoda; Diphyllobothriidea; Diphyllobothriidae
Source: the annotation of a GenBank genome assembly
AUGGGCCUUUUCGGCCACAUUCGCAUCCCCGAGAGCGGCCUUGACCGCACUCCCGACACACCCACUACAUCCAACACAUCCACCGUGCACACCCCCACUCUCGUUCCAUCCGUCCGCGCCACCACCGCCGCCGCCGCCGCCGCCAGCAUCAUCAUCACUAUCAUCACUCCUCGCGAACUUACGAAGGGCUGGUCAACUGACGCAAGCACAUCAGCCUGGUGGACAUAA